Molecule: messenger RNA, 1101 nt
Organism: Kalmanozyma brasiliensis GHG001
Lineage: Eukaryota; Fungi; Basidiomycota; Ustilaginomycetes; Ustilaginales
Product: 6-phosphogluconate dehydrogenase, NADP-binding
Exons: 1
Coding region: 1-1101 (366 amino acids)
Biological process (GO): L-valine catabolic process
Cellular component (GO): mitochondrion
Molecular function (GO): NAD binding; 3-hydroxyisobutyrate dehydrogenase activity; NADP binding
Source: RefSeq, a predicted model, not a curated record
AUGCUGCCAUCAACACGCUGCAUGCUGCAGCACUCUCUGCGCCGUCUCGCUCCCCACGACCGAAGCAAGACGAUCGGCUUCAUCGGUCUUGGCGCCAUGGGCAAGGAGAUGGCCAACAACCUCCUCUCGAAAACCCUUGCCGCCAACCCGGACCCGGCAGUCACUUUCGUCGUGCACGACACAUUCGAGCAGUCCAUCACGCGCUUCCUCACCGCCAACACGUCGCUCUAUCCGAAUCGCAACAUCCUUGCUGCCUCGUCGCCCGCUGGCAUCGCCAAGCUGUCGGGUACCAUCGUUACGAUGCUCCCCUCGUCUCCGCAGGUCAAGAGCGUCUACACGGAAGAAAACGGCAUUCUGGACGGUCUUGAGUCCUAUUGCUCCGCCUCGGCUGACGACAUCCAAGCCAAGACCCUUUGCAUCGACUGCACGACGCUCGAUCCGAAAGUAGCCGUCGAAACGGCGACCACGAUCAAAUCGGCCAACGCGCACUCGGCGUUUGACAUGAUUGACGCGCCCGUAUCCGGCGGUGUGGUGGGUGCCAACGCAGGUACGCUCUCGUUUAUGGUCGGUUCGAACUCGUCUACCUCGUUCGCCACUGCCGAGCCCUACCUGGCGAUGAUGGGAUCGAGAGCGAUCCACUGCGGCAAGAACGGUAACGGUUUGAUCGCCAAGAUUGCCAACAACCUGCUGUUGGGCAUUUCGAUGCUCGGCGUUACAGAAGCCAUGCUGCUCGGCACGGCACAUGGGUUGCCGCCCAAGGUGCUCGCGGGCAUCAUCAACACGAGCACGGGCAAAUGCUGGUCUUCGGAAGUCAACAACCCCUGUCCAGGCGCGCUGGAGGGGACGAAAUACAGUCCACCCGCGGAUAGAGAUUACGAAGGUGGAUUUGCAGCAAGAUUGAUGGCGAAGGAUCUGAAGUUGGCGAUGAACACGGCCAAGUUGGAGGGUGUGCCGACACCGCUCGGCCAGCUGACGAGUAGCAUCUAUGAGGCGUUGGGUGGAAACGAGGAGUACGGGGGCAAGGAUUUCGGGGUUGCGUUCAAGGCGCUGAGUGCCGCACUGGGGAGGGAGGAGUUCAAAGGCGGACGAGAGGAGGUCUAA